AUGCAGCACUCGGAAAAUGUGACUAAAAGCGUUAGCACCAAAUUUCUCAGACAAACAUUUAUUGCGCAGAUCAUCCAGAGAAAAAAGUUCCCUUUUCAAUUCGUUGAAGUAAGACGCAGCUCUCGUCUCGCUGAUAAAGUGGUCGACUACCGGCCAAUGUUAGGAAUGCGCAUUCCAAAAAAGAAACCCACGAGUAAACGUCGGAAAGAGACCCGCAAAACGCAAAAAGUGACCGUUAUGGCGAAGGAGACGAACACAAAAUGGAUCGGUCGGAUUCCGAAACAUCAACGAUGGAGCAAAAGUAGCAGUGAUAAUGUGUUGCCAGGAAUAGAUGUUGAAAAUGUGGCAUCCGCUUCGAUGAGUGUGACGGUUGCAGAACAGACUCCACAGCAACACGCCACGGAUAACGAUAGGCUCUUUCUGGUGAGGACGACAAGGUCUCUUGCUUGCAACCAUCGCAACAUGACACGCUACCAGAUCAUGGGCUCAAGAAAUUGUGUAAUCGAUGGAGAUUGGGUUACAAGAAUUCGCUCUGCAUUCUCUCGCUUGAUCAGUUGGAGAAGACCAUACACUACACAAGAUAUUGGAAAUGCUGUUAGUCAGACUUUCCUUGAAAUGAGUCCAUAUCAGUUUGAUGAAGCGGUACGGCAGCUCACUCAUCGUAAGACGUGUCUCGGCGGAGCUUUUACCUGCUGCAUGAGUAAUGUUGUGGAUCUGAUUAGUUCACAUAUGGUGGGAAUCUUAAAAUCUCCGAUGACGUGCCGCCCAAGUGGUUUCAAGUUUCUAACUCUUUUGCAAAAAUUUGACUCAGUGGAGAGUCGAACCUGCGUUGUUCCACUGUCAUAUUGUAGGAACAAAAUAUCUUCAAAGUGGAAACAAAAAGGUCGAAGGUCUAUAAGUGGAAUGCAUAAUUACGAAAGUGUUCGAAUUCCCACUAAUCAUUUGAAGCCUUCUAGUUGGGAACGGUUGUGCUGGCAUUGGGACACUUUGCUUUUUCAUGCAUCACUGUUGUGGUCGCGGUGGCUGUGGUUCCUCACGCCUGGUAAUAUAAGUCGCAUGGGCUUCUUCUUAGUUGCUAUUGCUGUGUUCAAACAAGCGAUGACUAAUGACACAUUGCCUAUGGGUGAGCUGGUUCGUCAUGAAAUCACUAUGGAUUCUACGGAGAUGAUUGAAUCACGUCUUGAACGAUUUGAGAAGCAACAGCAGAUGUGGAAGCAUGUUUAUCAAGAAAAAAUGCAAGAAAUAGAAAACACUUUGAAAGUCUCCGUAUCGGAAGUUCGUAAAGAAAUGGAGAAGGCGAUUUCGGAACUGUAUGGAGAAAUGAACAAGCAUCAAAGAAAAUGUGAACUUGUGAGGAAGACUACCGCUCACGAUUUUUUGUCGUUUCGCCGCCGCAACUCUGAGAAACUGAUGACGUUGGAGAACGAACUGACCAGUCAACUGGCUGAUGUAAAAUCUCGGAUUUUAACAGUGACUGAGAGCAUUCGAACAAUAAUUGACUCUCCGGUUAUGAAAUCUGCAAAUAAUAGCACUAAAGCGACCUUAACUGAAGGAAGGAAGAGACAAGCGGUGAACCUAGCCAGCAGAUCACACGGAGCUUACGUGGUGUCACAUCUGAUCUCUAAAGCAACCUCAUCGAAAUCUGUGCUGUUGAAUUUGGUUGAUUUGUUUUUUCCUUUGGAAACGUACAACUUUGCAAUCACUGAACGAACUCACAUCACCCCUUCAGAGGCAUAUUGCUUUGAUGGUUCUGAAGGAACGUUAACGAUAAGACUUUGGGCGAACGCAAGCGUGGAAGCAGUGGAAUACGAACACGACUACUGGCGCGAUGUUGUCCCGAUUAGCGCUCCUUAUCGAUAUGAUGUUAUGGCAUGUAUGGACCAUGAAUGUGAAAAAAGAACCCUGUUGGGUGAAUGUCAAUAUCCUUUGGAUGGGGAUGCCGGCCCUGCGCAGAUUUGUGAGAUGAAGAAUAGGUCAAUAACUACGGAUCAAAUCCAGAUCGUUUUUCGAGCAAAUCAUGGCCAGGAGUACACAUGCAUUUACCUGCUGAGGGUUCUUAAUUGGACGUAUGCUGUGAAUACAUAA
Messenger RNA from Necator americanus (New World hookworm), 2085 nucleotides. RefSeq lists its product as uncharacterized. Gene Ontology annotation, cellular component: nuclear envelope; meiotic nuclear membrane microtubule tethering complex. Bases 1 to 2085 code for a protein of 694 amino acids. Lineage: Eukaryota; Metazoa; Nematoda; Chromadorea; Rhabditida; Ancylostomatidae. The transcript has 24 exons. The record is from RefSeq and is a predicted model, not a curated record. Gene Ontology annotation, molecular function: protein-membrane adaptor activity.